Messenger RNA from Fusarium fujikuroi IMI 58289, 741 nucleotides. RefSeq lists its product as uncharacterized. Gene Ontology annotation, molecular function: protein binding. The transcript is spliced from 3 exons. NCBI's taxonomy places the organism in Eukaryota, Fungi, Ascomycota, Sordariomycetes, Hypocreales, Nectriaceae. The record is from RefSeq and is a predicted model, not a curated record. Bases 1 to 741 code for a protein of 246 amino acids.
AUGGAUUAUGAAGAUACCAGAGCACGCAUAGUGCAAGCCCGCGAGUCCGGCGAAUUUACCGAUUUUACAUUGGCAUGUGACGGCCGAGAUAUCAAGGUUCACAAGAUCAUCAUUUGCAGCCAAUCUCCAGUUUUUCGUGCAGCAUGUGCUGGUCAAUUCAAGGAAGCAUUCUCCGGUACAUAUAACUUGAAAUCACAUCAGCCUGAUAUGAUACAGCUUAUGGUCGACUACCUGUAUACGGGCGACUAUUCUAUCCACAUGAACGAACCUGACAAUCCCGACAAAACCAACACUGCAUCCAAUUCCGGUGCACUCUCGACUCAUGCGAUAAUGUAUGCUCUGGGGGACGAAUACGAUAUCAAAGGACUCAGAGAUCUAUCCGCUCGAAAAUACUCAUGGUCCCUGGAUGAGAACCUGGAACUCGACGAGUUUCUCAAUUCAAUCCCAUUCGUUUACACCAUGACUCCCGAUAGCUCAAGGGGUCUCCGUGACCCAGCCUUGGAGUUUGCCAGAAACAAGCUACAAGGUGCAGGGGGACAAUCUGAUAUCCGGGAGGCCUUUGACGAGCUACUCAUUGAGUGUCCCGAUUUCUUGAAAGAGCUUCUGUAUUACUGCGUUCAAGCUCCAUCCCUCGGAUACUGCCCCUGCACUGGCCCCCGGGAAAAAGUGCCAGUUGAGGCUGAAGGAUAUCGGUGCAAAGAAUGUGGCAGAGAAGGCGCAAGUCUUAGUAGGCCUGUUUAG